Molecule: messenger RNA, 2576 nt
Organism: Daphnia pulicaria
Lineage: Eukaryota; Metazoa; Arthropoda; Branchiopoda; Diplostraca; Daphniidae
Gene: Gga
Product: ADP-ribosylation factor-binding protein GGA1-like
Exons: 12
Coding region: 160-2271 (703 amino acids)
Biological process (GO): intracellular protein transport; vesicle-mediated transport
Cellular component (GO): trans-Golgi network
Molecular function (GO): small GTPase binding; ubiquitin binding; phosphatidylinositol binding
Source: RefSeq, a predicted model, not a curated record
CCGGACGACUUUGAUAGCUUAAGUGUCUAAAAAAAAUAAUGGCAACCUUCCGUUGACAACAGACGACUACGAACGAGAACUGUCAGUUGAUCGAAAAUUACAUUCUGAAUUGCGAAAACACAGAUUAUAAACAGAUCAUAAAUUAUUUCGAUAAUCGAGAUGGCUUCUUCUAACAAUUCACUCGACACACUUAUCGUGAAAGCAACCAACCCUCUUGUUGAUCAACCUGAUCCUCUUGAUGUUGCAUCUUUUUGUGAGAGGGUAACUCAUGAAUCCGAUGGACCUCAAGUAGCUGUAAAACUUCUGGCAUACAGAAUCCAUUCUCCUCAAGAGAAAGAAGCCCUCAAUGCCUUAGCACUUCUAGAGCAGUGUGUCAAAUCUUGUGGGCCUUCCUUUCAUUCAGAGAUUGGCAAAUUCAGAUUUCUUAAUGAAUUGAUCAAAUUAGUGUCUCCAAAAUAUCAAGCGCACCGAACACCUAUCCAUGUUAAGCAAAGGAUUCUUGAAAUCAUUUACGCAUGGACAAUUGAUUUGAAAUCAGAGCCUAAGAUACAUGAAGCUUAUGACAUGUUGAGGAAGCAAGGUGUUAUUAAAGAAAACCCCAGUUACACUGGAUCCAACACUGUCCAGCCUAUUAGCCCUGCACCAAGGGAAAAGAUACCAUUUUGUGAUAAUUCAGAAAAAGAUGCUUUGCUACAAAAGUUAUUGAAGAGCAAGGAUCCAGAGGAUCUUCAAGCUGCCAAUCGCCUUAUUAAAAGCAUGGUUAGAGAAGAAGAAAAUCGGAUAGAGGCUGCAAGUCGACGACAACUAGAGAUAGAAACAGUUAAUAGCAACAUCCGUUUGUUAGAAGAAUUGUUGGAUAAUUUUGAAGCCAAUGGUGCAACAGCGGAAGAAAUGGAACUUUGCAAAGAAUUGGCCAGUAAUUGUGAUAAGCUGCGACCAAACUUAUCAAAACUGGCCACGGAAACGGAUGAUAAAGGCGACACUUUAGCCGAUAUUUUACAAACAAGCGAUGAAUUGAGUCAUGCUCUUGAUCGAUACGAAGUAUUAGUACGAACAAUGCAACAGCCCAUUCCGCCUUCUCAGCCACAAAGAGCAAGUCUUGAUCUUCUUGACCUUGGCCCCAUGGUACAGCCUCAGCCAUCUCCCCGGAGUACUCUAGACGAUCAGUUGCUUUUAGGACUGGACGAUUUCGCUCCGCUGUCACCUUCCAUUAACCUUUUGCAGCCUCUGAAAUUUGAUUGUGCUGGGCAAACACCACAACGCACUCCUGAUGUAAAAACUACCGAGGAGGUAACUGCAAAACGUGGUCUGGAAGAUCUAGAUGUCCUUGGUGAAGCUCUGAUGAAGCAAAACCUACCUACAAGUGCGAAGCAUCAGUCAAGUUUCCAAAAACCCGUUGAAAGAGUUCCCCUUAAUGAAUUGGCUAGGAAAAAAGUGCAGAACGAAGGGAACGCAAUCAAAGAAAAUCAGACUCCCAACAUUUUAGUUCGAUCUUCAAAUGAAGAAGUCAGGACUCCUUCAACUGUCACCAGUCCCUACAUUCCAAUUGAGUUUGAUUUGUUGAUGCAAAAUAGUUUGCCUGUAACGGUCAAGCCUUCUGCGUCUCCCUGUGUCACUAACCCGCCGACCGAAGCUUCCACUCUAACCUUACUGGUGCCGUUUACGGAAACAGCAGUCAAACAACUAAAUGUGUCUGUUGGUAAACAACCGCGGCAAGAUAGCGACGUCUCUAUGCUGGACACUGGCAUUUCGAGUAAUGAAAAUAGCAUUGGAGGUAACGAUGAUGUUCAACUUCUACAUAGCCCUCCAAUCAGCACGACUUCUGUUGCUCCAGGCCCCGCUCCAAGCUUGUCGGAUGUUUUCUUGAAAUUGGAAGACAUUAAACCGAGUUCAAAGAGCCCAAUAGCUUUGUUGACUCAAGAUUCUGGGUUAAACAUUAGCUUACACUGUGCAUUUGCUAAUGUCCCCAAGAAUGUUUCUGUAUUCGUGCUGUCUGCCACUAGUCGUAGUGCUUCACCGCUGACCAAUUUCACCUUCCAGGCAAUAGUUCCAAAGGGAAAUCGAGUAAAGCUUCAACCGCCAUCUGAUAACAAAUUGCCUGCGUUCAACCCGUUUCUCCCUCCACCUGCUAUCACUCAAGUCGUGUUACUCUCCACCGCCGGCCUGAAUCUCAUUGAGCUUAAGUACGUUGUCAGCUUCGAUAUGGACGGUGAAACAAACACUGAAAUGGGAAGCGUGCCGAAUUUAAAUCUUUGCCCAGAUGUCGUUUGAGAUGAAGAGAAUUUAUGUUUCAAAUGUUUUUAUAUUAUUUCUGUUUGAAAGCGUAACAAGUAUUUGAAGUUCUUGCUAAUCGUUUAAAGUACCUUAUGCGUACCCUUCAAAAAUUCUAUGGCAUUGUAAUUUCUAAAGUUUUCUCAUUUCCUACGAUGUUUACUUGAGUAGUCUCUGUAACAUCUCCUUAUUGUGUGCAGAUGCUUUGGAAUAAACGCUGCGAGAGCUAGUGUUUAAAAAAUGGGCUCUCGAUGCGGUUUUCCUUAUUGAUUACUUACAACUGAUUACAAUACUUAUAGAUGUUA